AAUUUACAUUGCAGCCCAGGCCCGUAACAAUUGUCGUCGUGUUCGUGACGGAAGGUUUUUCUUCUUUCUCAUCUCUGCAACUGCAAAAAUGGAGAUGAAGAUGGAAGAAUGCGAGGUAAUAGAUUUAUACGAACUUCACUAUUCCGACUUAUCAUCAUCAACUAAAGUAGAUUCUAUAAUGGAAGCACUCGGAGCCAAUGGUCCCGGCCUCCUCGCCGUCACCGGCAUCCCCAACUCGUCCAACCUCCGCUCCUACCUCCUCCCACUCGCUCGAAAUCUCUCUCUUCUCGAUCGCCUAACCCGUAAUCGCAUCCUCAAGGAGCAUAACUUAGGUAGUGACGUGUCUUUGAAAAAUCCCCAUAGGAGUGUAUCUUCUUUCGCUAUGCAAUUGAAUUAUUCAAAAACACAUUCUGAAGAGAAAGAUAAAGAUAAAGAUAAACCUCAAUGUUAUGGUAAUGGAUUCGAGAGUCUAGGAAGUGUUUUUCAAGAGCUGGGAUUUUGCAUGAUGGAGGUUGGACUUUGUCUUGCUAGAAUCUGUGAUAAGGCAAUUGGUGGAAAUGAACUAGAGCAAAGUUUGUUGGAAUCACUUGCUGCCAAGGGUCGUCUUAUUCAUUAUCAUUCUCAAUUGGAUGCGAUACUCAUUCAACAACUUGAUAAGAGCAAGGCGAAUAACAAAAGAGGGGUUAAGAAUAAUAUCAAGCCAUUGGAAGUGUCGUGUUUGGAUUCUGUUGCUUGUGAUGAUGCAGUUCGUUCUGAUUUGUGGCAACAGUGGCAUUAUGAUUAUGGUAUAUUUACUGUUCUAACGGCGCCUCUUUUUCUUUCUCCGUCUUAUUCGAAGUCGAGUACAACACUGGAUUCAUGUAGUUGUGUUGAAUGUGCAUCACCCACCGGGCAUACUAAUUUGCAGAUAUAUGAUCCUAAUAAGAAAAAGGUUGUUGUGGUUAGGGCUCCUCCUGAAAGUUUUAUUGUUCAGGUUGGGGAAUCAGCUGAUAUAAUCUCGAAAGGGAAGCUACGAUCGACCCUUCAUUCGGUUUAUAGACCUUUGAAGUUUGAAAAUUUGAGCAGAGAAACUUUUGUUGUAUUUCUGCAGCCUGCAUGGACUAAAGUUUUCUCUAUCUCGGAUUAUCCUCUUGGAAAAUCGGCAUUCGAUGGGGUUAAUGGUCGUGAGUUUGACGAUGAAGAACAAUGGUCUGGGCAGGAUAACAACAAACUGAGUCUGGAAAUUCAGAAAAUAGUUCCCCCACUUUCCUCACGGUUGAAGGAUGGGAUGACUUUUGCCGAGUUCUCACGUGAAACAACAAAGCGGUAUUAUGGUGGUAAUGGUUUGCAAUCAAAUAGAUGACUCUAACUCGAUUGGGUUCACGAUGUAGCAGAAUAUUUUAAGUCCCAGUGCUUAUCGUAAAUCCUGUGAAGCAACAAAUACUAGCCGUUAGGUGGAUAUCCCGCUGUAAUUCGAAACAAAUGCCAGUUCUGUUGCCAAAGCAAUAGACUUGAACAGCUAACCUUAUUGAUGAUGUAUUACAGUACUUUUCUCCUUUCAAUAAUUACCAUAUUUUUGCAAGGUGAAUUAGAUAAUAGUGAAUUUGUUGACUAGUUUGAAUUAA
This is a messenger RNA of Lathyrus oleraceus (garden pea), 1604 nucleotides long. RefSeq lists its product as uncharacterized. The record is from RefSeq and is a predicted model, not a curated record. Lineage: Eukaryota; Viridiplantae; Streptophyta; Magnoliopsida; Fabales; Fabaceae. Bases 89 to 1342 code for a protein of 417 amino acids. The transcript has 2 exons.